This is a messenger RNA of Asterias rubens (European starfish), 2625 nucleotides long. Its product is annotated as fumarylacetoacetate hydrolase domain-containing protein 2-like. The coding region runs from base 43 to 1077 and encodes 344 amino acids. The transcript has 6 exons. NCBI's taxonomy places the organism in Eukaryota, Metazoa, Echinodermata, Asteroidea, Forcipulatida, Asteriidae. Gene Ontology annotation, molecular function: hydro-lyase activity. The record is from RefSeq and is a predicted model, not a curated record.
UCGUUGAGUUGUGUGGAAACAAAAAGUUCAAAAUACAAAACGAUGAUAAAGUUAUUUGUUUGCGUAAUCCCAGCCAGGGAAGUGGGCGUGUACAUGAAACUCCAUCGUCUCUUUUCAGCUGUGCUUCAGCUGCACAAACACACUUUUGGCGCACCAAUCGCUAGAUUUAAACCCGUCAGGUUAUUCUCAAUUUCAACUCAAGUAAACAUGAGAUUGGUGCAGUUUAGAAAACAGUGCGGUGGAGCAGUGAGGGUUGGUGCAGAGGUUUCGAAGGAUGGCGAUGUUGUUGAUCUGUGCGAAGGGGAUUCCAAGAUCCCUGGAGAUAUGAAGAGUUUCUUGGAAGGCGGGAUUGAUGUUUUAAAUGCAGCUAAGCAAGUUAUAUCAUCAGGCCAGCAUAUUUUAAAGAGAGACACAAUAUCCCUUCUCGCGCCAAUAAAUAACUGUGAUAAAGUUAUUUGUAUUGGAAUGAACUACAGAGAACACUGUAUCGAGCAGAAAUUCCCUAUUCCCACCGAGCCAAUAUUCUUCAAUAAGUUUGCGAGUACUAUCAUUGCAUCAGGAGAUGACAUCAUUUAUCCAGAAGUCACAACAGCCUUAGACUGGGAGGUGGAGCUUGUUAUUGUCAUCGGAAAAGGUGGCAAAAACAUCAAGGAGUCAGAAGCUAUGGACCAUGUGAUUGGUUACACAGUAGCACAUGACGUAAGUGCAAGAGACUGGCAGAUGAAAAGAAACGGUGGACAAUGGUUGAUUGGGAAAACAAUGGACACAUUCUGUCCUCUUGGUCCAGCUAUUGUUACUAAGGAUGAAUUAUCAGAUCCACAUAAUUUGGGAAUCCGGUGCAGAGUGAACGGUGUCACAAUGCAGAAUAGCAACACAAAUCAACUGAUAUUUAACACAAUGAAAACCAUUGAAUUCCUGUCAAGGCUUGUUACGUUGCGGGCUGGUGAUAUUAUUCUAACAGGGACACCAUCGGGUGUUGGUGUGUUUCGGAAGCCAGAACCAGUCUAUCUGAAGCGAGGAGAUGUGGUUGAAUGUGAAAUUGAUGAGAUUGGGACCAUCAGUAACAAGGUUGUUUGACUGAAUUGAUCAUGGACAGCCAUCAAGUACAGUUUGUAUAGCUCUUACUCAUCAUGGUGACGCCAGAACAUAUGCAGUAUACAUGUGUUCCUUGGAGACAACAUCAUAACAUGAGUGUACAUUUCCAGUUGUACAGCAUUUUGAACUAUAACUGAAGAACGAAACCAGGAUUUUUUCAGAUAUCAAAUUUAUAAUUUUCAGCUCAAUUUAUUCAUAUAAACUAACGUUUCUAUCUUGCUCAAAAUAUAGUUUAUUUUAUUGCUUACAUUUGAAUGGACAUACUUGGAAUUGUUUAUGUGAUCAAAAUUUCAUUAUGUUUUGGGGUAAUGGGGUGAGACCAACGAAAAUUUAUCUUUGUUCAACCCCAACUCGUUAAAAUUUACCCAUUCUUCAGUUUACCUUAUGGUUUAUUUAACAAACUGCAUUGUGUUCAAAUUGAUAUUAAAUUAAAAGUCAUCAUGCCUCAGUGACUGUGAAUUGUGUUAUUGGUUGAUGGCAAAUAAUGGUCAGAAGAAAUGGGGUAGAAGAAAUGUCACAAAUCUGCAGCAGUUUCUUUCAAUGAUGUCACCUGGCUGAAGAAAGACGGGAAAAACGAGGGUUGAUAUUGAUAUCAGUUUGGUUACAAAACUUUCUUGAAAAUUCCAUAUUGUUUUAACUCAUCCGUUCUUUUCCUAGUGCAUAGGAAAGAGAAAGAAGAAAUAAAGUAGAAAGUAUUCUAUGAAGAGUAAAUUACCCGAUUAUUUUACAUUGUUGUAUGGUUUUUUUAAGAUGAUCUCCCCAAAUGGGACUUGGCAAACUCCCACAAGGGGAUAUAAACACCAAGCUGGCAACAACCAAUCUCUCUCAUUUAAAUUUUGGUGUAACAACGUCUAUGAAAUGCUAGUUUUGCAUCAGGAUAACGAAUAAUAUAAUUGUUGUUACAAUCGAUGUGAACUUAGCUGUAUACUCCCGAUAUUCUUCAUCGCCGAUGCAAAUUUAAGUGCUUUAAAUUGUCAUAAACAUUUGUUUUUGCUAACUUUUUCAAAAGUUUGUUUUGAUAAUCCAAAGCAUUGUGUACCUUUUUAUCAGAUGUAAACACUUGCCGCGGUUUCAUUUGUUUCAACUGUUUGUCAACAAUAUUUUUCUCAAAAUGUUUGACAAUUUGUUUUGUUUAAACUAAAACAGCAAAGAAUUAAAUAUCUGAAAACAUUGAAAGAGCGGCGUUUGAUUUCGUUCAUGUUAUUGUUGUGCAAGAUAAUACAUGUACAUUUUGUACUGCUCCCAUUGAACAUGUAGUUAUUGGUGUUCUUCGUGUUUUCCCCGCCACGUUUAACACCACUAACGCACAUUCGUUUUUAGCCUCCCUGUGUCUACCCCGCGGUGCUUACUCGGGUGACGUCGUUUACCUGGGGCCAGAAGUGACCCACUCCACAAGCAGGACAUUGGGGGCUGACCUCGGUGAGCCCUUGGAAUGACGUCAGAAGCUGUUCGAACGCACCGGGGCAGACCGGGGAUGACACAGGGAAGCUAAACGAACGCACCCACUUAUAAAAAGGGACACGCUCCAAU